AUGGUUGGGCAGCUCACGGACAAAGCAUUCGUGCGCCAGUAUAGUGCCGACGGAUUCUCUAUAGCCGUCGUUGAUGGUGACGUCACGGGCACGAUCUACGGCCACCUGGUACGCUGUUUCCCGUAUGAGAUUGUGAGUCCGAGUGAGGAUGCUACGAUCCAGGAGGUGGCGUCGGUGCUGCGAGAGUGGAUCGUCAUCUGGAAGCAACUGUUUGUGAAACGGAAGACGGAGCUGUUUCGCAUCAUCCGGCAGCAGAUGCUGGAGCUGGUCGACUGGCGGCGGGAGCUGAUAGGGGGCGCGCUCACGCAGGACCAAGUUCGCGACCUCAAGCAGCGAAUCACGGUCAAGAUCGACUGGGGAAACAAGAAACUGGGGCUGGAUCUGGUGCCGAGGAUCAACAGCGAGCCAGUAGAUUCAGAAUCGAUAAGUGUGACAGAGCUCUACAAUAUUCACCAGAUGAGCUACCAGCAGUCUAGUCAUGUGUCU
This is a messenger RNA of Priapulus caudatus, 486 nucleotides long. RefSeq names its product dedicator of cytokinesis protein 3-like. Gene Ontology annotation, molecular function: guanyl-nucleotide exchange factor activity; small GTPase binding. The annotation marks the transcript as partial. The record is from RefSeq and is a predicted model, not a curated record. Gene Ontology annotation, cellular component: cytoplasm; plasma membrane. Gene Ontology annotation, biological process: small GTPase-mediated signal transduction. Lineage: Eukaryota; Metazoa; Priapulida; Priapulimorpha; Priapulimorphida; Priapulidae. The transcript has 4 exons.